Messenger RNA from Scleropages formosus (Asian bonytongue), 10583 nucleotides. RefSeq names its product lipopolysaccharide-responsive and beige-like anchor protein. Gene Ontology annotation, biological process: intracellular protein localization. Gene Ontology annotation, molecular function: protein kinase binding. The record is from RefSeq and is a predicted model, not a curated record. The coding region runs from base 568 to 8967 and encodes 2799 amino acids. NCBI's taxonomy places the organism in Eukaryota, Metazoa, Chordata, Actinopteri, Osteoglossiformes, Osteoglossidae. Gene Ontology annotation, cellular component: cytosol; membrane. The transcript is spliced from 57 exons.
UGGCGGAGGCAGGCGCGAGCAGGAUGUGAGGCGCGCCGACGGGACUGAAGGCAGCUGGAGACCGAUUCCUGACGCACGUGACAUACCUGGAACACCUGAAAUUGUCACACUUGUGUAUCUGAGAGAGAGAGAGCGAGAGCGAGAGCGGGACCGCAGUAUUUGUGCGUGUGGCAUCGGAGCGCUUCAGUCUCAGCAGCUGCCUGGUGGUGGUGGCGGCUGGGUCACACCUGGACACCUAAUUUUAAUGGCUUUCAGAGACAAAAGUGACGGAACCGGAGUUUUGUCAAUAGAGGACGGCGGUUUUUAAAAAGUUUUUAUUAUUUUUCAUUUGCUUUUACUGGAAAAGAGCGCAAGCAGCCCGCACCUGCACGCUUUGCGGUGCUCUUCGAAACGCCGGCAAACUUUGCCAAGACCAGACGCAGACGCGGGAGCCGCACAGUUAGUUCAGCCUCACACGGGUUGUACUCGGUUUGUUUCCCGGCACCGGGGCCCCUUCGCUUCAGGUAGACAGUGACACGCAGGACUCAGGAGACACCCGCGGCGCCGCAGCAAACCGCUCUUCUCAUAAUGGAGGAAGCUGGAGGAGAGUCUGCUCCUCCGUGUCGGAGCGCCGGCGGAGCGCGGCAGGAGGACGGGGGGACGUCGGUCCCGAUGGAGACGGGUGUCGGGGAUGCUCAUGCUGCGGUGUCUCUCAGUCCCGGAGUUCCCAUCCGCGGAAUCAAGAUGAAAUUUGCCGUCCUUCGCGGUUUGGUGGAAGCUGGAGAAGUUCCUGACAAGGAUCUAGUGGAGACCGUCUUCAGUCUGUUGGUGGGUGGCCAGUUCGACCUGGAGGUGAACUUCAUCAUCCAGGAAGCGGAAAGCGUGGGCUGCAUGGUGGAGCUGCUGGACCAGUGCGAGGCCACAUGCCAAGUUGAGAUGUGGAGCAUCUUUGUAGCCAUCCUGAAGAAGAGUGCCCGCAACCUGCAGGCUUGCACUGAGGUGGGCCUCAUGGAGUUGGUGCUGGCACGAAUCCAUGAAGCUCACUGCACGGUUGCAGACUUGCUCAUAGAUGUCCUGGCGGUUUUGGCCCGCUAUAGCAUCACCGUCCGGCAGCUGAAGCUCUUGGUCAGCAAGCUGCAAGGAGAGAACGGAUGCUGGCCCCCUCAUGCUGUGAAGCUGCUGUCUGUCCUGAAGGCCGCACCCCACAGAGUCGGUCCUGACGCCUUUUUCAGUUUCCCGGGGAAGAGCGCAGCGGCUAUCGCUUUACCCCCCAUUGCCAAGUGGCCUUACCACAGCGGAUUCACCUUUCACACCUGGCUGCGCUUGGACCCCGUUAGCAGCGUCAGUGGAGAGGACAAGCCUUAUGUAUACUGUUUUCAUACCAGCAAAGGCCUUGGCUACUCGGCACAUUUUGUAGGGGGUUGUUUGAUCGUGACCUCGUUGAAGUCCAGGGGGAGGGGCUUCCAGCACUGCGUCAAGUACGACUUCAGACCGCAGCAGUGGUACAUGGUGACCAUAGUUCACGUCUACAAUCGCUGGAAGAACAGUGAGAUCAGCUGUUAUGUCAAUGGAGAGCUGGCAUCCUACGGGGAGAUCACCUGGCUGGUCAGCACCAGCGAUACGUUUGAUAAGUGCUUCUUGGGCUCCUGGGAGACGGUGGAUGCCAGCAGGGUAUUCUGUGGGCAGAUGGGAGCCGUGUACCUCUUCAGUGAGGCUCUCAGUGCGGCGCAGAUCCUGGCCGUUUACCACCUGGGUCCUGGAUAUAAGGGUACGUUCCGGCACCGGGCCGAGUGUGACCUCCUCUUCGCCGAGCAUCACCGAACGCUGCUGUACGACGGCAAGUUGUCCUCCUGCAUCGCCUUCACUUACAACCCGCGGGCCACCGAUGGGCAGCUGUGCCUCGAGUCCUCUCCCAGGGACAGCCCGUCCGUGUUUGUCCACUCGCCUCACGCCCUCAUGCUGCAGGACGUGCGGGACGUGUCGACCCACUCCGUGCAGAGCGCCAUCCACUCCAUGGGGGGCGUACAGGUGCUCUUCCCCCUGUUUGCACAGUUGGAUUACCUACAGCACAGCACUGAUGAGGUGGACACCUCCGUCUGCCACACACUGCUCUCCUUUCUGAUGGAGCUGCUCAGGAACUCUGUGUCUGUGCAGGAGCAGGUUCUGUCCUGCAAGGCCUUCCUGGUGAUCGGGUACAUCCUGGAGAAGUCCUCCAAGGUCCACAUGACCCUCUCAGUGUUGGACAUCUUCCUAGCGUUGGCACGCUACCUGAGCAGCGUGCCGCAUGGGGCCCCACUACUCAAGCAGCUAUGUGACUACAUCCUGUUCAACCCGGCCAUUUGGGUCCAUGCUGCGGCCAAGGUGCAGACCACCCUUUACACCUACCUGUGCACAGAGUUCAUCAGCACGGUGACUAUCUACAGCGCCAUCCGCAGAGUGAGCACAGUGUUGCAGGUCAUGCACACACUCAAAUACUACUACUGGGUGGUGAACCCACAGGAUCGCAGCGGCAUCACACCCAAAGGACAAGACGGGCCCAGGCCCAGCCAGAAGGAGAUGCUGUUGCUGCGGGCAUACCUGCUGCUCUUUGUCAAGCAGCUCAUCCUGAAGGACUCUGGGGUGAAAGAAGAUGAACUGCAGAGUAUUCUCAACUACCUUCUAACAAUGCAUGAGGAUGACAACCUAAUGGAUGUCCUGCAGCUUCUUGUGGCCCUCAUCGCAGAGCACCCAAGCUCCAUGGUCCCGGCUUUUGAUCAGCGCAACGGCAUACGCAUCGUCUACAAACUGCUUGCCUCAGAGAGCGAAGGGAUUCGAGUUCAAGCUAUCAAAGUGCUCGGCUACUUUCUGACGAGUUUGGCUCCUAAGAGGAAGGCAGACGUCAUGGUGGGACACAGCCUCUUCUCCCUGCUAUCGGAGCGUCUCCUGCUGCAGACAGGCCGCUUCACCAUGAGCACCUACAACGUGCUCUUUGAGAUCCUCACGGAGCAGAUCCACACACAGGUGGUGCACAGACAGCAUCCAGAGCCCGACUCCAGCGUGAAGAUCCUCAAUCCACAGAUCCUCAAAGUGAUCGCCGUCCUGCUGAAGAACUCGCCACAGAGCCCCAGCAGCAUGGAGCUCCGGCGUAUUUUCCUCUCCGACAUGAUCAGACUGUUCAACAACAGCCGAGAGAACAGGAGGAGCGUUCUCCAGUGCUCUGUGUGGCAGGAAUGGAUGCUGUCCCUCUGCUACAUGCACCCCAACACGAGCGAGGAGCACAAGAUCACAGAGAUGGUGUUUGCUGUGUUCCGCAUCCUGCUCUACCACGCCAUCAAGUAUGAGCGCGGUGGCUGGCGCGUAUGGGUGGACACGCUCUCCAUCGCACACUCUAAGCACAAAGAGAAUGAGGCAAAUUUGCUUACUGAGAAGUUGCAGCAGGAUCUGGCUGAAGGUGGACCUGACCAAACCAGAACCGACAUCAGCAGCCACGCAGAUACCCCGGUUUUCUCCAGUGGUCCGCAGGAAGUCACGGCUCUGCCAUGUGCCGCUGGGCCAGAAGGGACCCAAGCUGUAACGGUGCAGGUGGCUGUGGCUACAGUCCCACGGUCAGAACCUUUCUGCGUGGAAGGGGGCCCAGGCCCCAGUGGAGCAGCAGAGAGGAGCCCAACUUUAACAGAGAGGUCAAAGCGACCAGCUGUGGACGCUGGUGGAGGUGGGUUUGCAGAAAGCUCUGCUGGGACCAUGGCUUUAGAGACAGGUAGAGAUGAUGCACAAGCUGCAGUCCAAGGGCUGGAUGUACUGGUUGAUGGCAGCAGUGAAGCUGUUAACCCUGUGGCAUCAGAUGUUGUAUUGAAUGGAGAACCUGAAGUUGUUCCAGCUCAGAACACUGAGGAGAAGGCAGCAGCUGUGGAUGUCUGUGAUGAGCAGGCCUCUUCUGAGCGCUGUGGCAUCCCGAAAGGUCCCAGCUCAAGAGUUUCUGUCUCCAGUGAACAUCUCUCGGACGUCAACUCUCAGGGCAGAGUCAGCCAUGACAGUUUGGAUUCCAAGGCAAACACAGCAGAGAAAGAGGGAGGAGAUGAGAUGAAAGAUGUUAUCUCACAAAAGCUUGCCAAAGAGGAGCGGCGGGAGAGCGGUGACACCUUUGACAUUCAGAAGAGUGUUGUUGAGAAGGUGGAGCCAGGGAAUAGCAAUGGAGUUUGUCCUAGUAAGGAGCCUGCCAAAGUGAAGGAAAUGAAGAUCACCAGACUCGACGUAUCCAGCGUGUUGUCGGACACAGAGAGGCUGCAGCCGAGGGAACAGCUGUCACUGGGUCAGACAGCAGCUGCCCUAGAGGCAUCUGGACAAGCUGUGCAGGGCUCCUCUUCCGGAAGAGCCGCCAUAUUUCAUAGCUCAGAGUUCCAGUGGUCCCACCUACACCAACGUCUCCUGGGAGACGUGCUGUUUUCCAUUGAGACAGACGUGCAGAUGUGGAGGAGCCACUCCAACAGGACGCUGAUGGACUUUGUGAGCAGCAGUGACAACGCUGUGUACGUGCACAACACGGUGCAUCUGCUGUCGCACAUGCUGGACAACGUCAUCACGGCCUGCGGGGGCAUCCUUCCUCUGCUGUCGGCCGCCACCUCCUCCUCUCACGAGCUGGAGAAUAUGGAGCCGUCGCAAGGCCUGUCUCCAGCCGCCGCCUCAUCCUUCCUGCAGCGUGUCAUGGCCUUGGCUGACGUGCUCCUCUUGAGCAACACGCUGAGCUUCGUCGAGGUGGAGGCUGAGAAGAAUAUGGGCUCGGGGGGUAUCCUGAGACAGUGUCUCCGACUGGUGUGUGCCGUGGCUGUAUGCAGCUGUCUGGAACAACAGCGACACUCCUACAAUAAGUGCAACACUGAGUCGGCCUCGGGGCACGGGGCUCUGCAGAGCAUCACCGGACCUUCCACACUGGCUCCCUCACAGGAUCCUGUGGACAUCUUUACUAGUGGAGUGUCUCUGGUCAGAGAGAUGGACAGCCUGUUGCAAGAUGUGGACAUACACCGCCUGCGAGCCGCUGUCUUCAAAGACAUUGAGAACAGUAAGCAGGCCCACCACAUGGCCCUGGCUGUCAUCUACUUCAUCUCUGUGCUCAUGGUGUCCAAGUACCGCGACAUCCUGGAGCCCCACCGAGAGAGGGAGCUGCUCCAGCGCAGUCAGUCCACGGAGAGCAGAGGUGUGGGCAGGCCUUCCAGCAAGGACAGCAGUCAGGAGGAGCUGGGGCCACACCACAGACAGUCUCUCAGAAGAAGUGACUCUGGUGUGGCGUCUUUAGGAGCCACAAGCCCCUCAGGGCCAGACGCCACCAAUGAGGUGCUGCCGGCUCUUUCCUCAGAGGUCAACCAAAGCCAAGAGUCUUUUCCUUCCCCAGCCCCGUCCCCGUUGCACAGCACCAAGUUCACAAACGUGAAGGAAAUCCUUCGCAGUCUCGUAAGCUCGCCAGCUGAGGACAUCCUGGUGGACCCCAGGCUCCUUCCCCCUGCAUUCCUGGGAGAUGCCGGAGACGUGGUAGUGGAGCCAGCAGUACAGUUCCGCUCUUUUGACAGGAGUGUACUUGUGGCACCCAAGAAGGCAGCAGGGGGUCCACUUCAGGGCGUGGGCCCCACCCCAUCCACUACCAGCUCCUCUCCGGGAGGUUCUCCCAUCACUAGUGUCGCUGUGGUGAUGGCCGCCAGUGCACCCCACUGCACCAACACAGAGCCUGUCGCUGGGGGUGAGCCUGCGAGCCCCACCCUGCCGCCUGCCCCCACAGUUUGUCCGACAUCCCAGGACCCCGCAUCCAGCAUGAGCAUCUCGGAGAAGCUCGAGCAGGCCCUGGAGGGAGCUGCCGCUCUACUCCGGGACAUCUUUGUGGACUUUGCCCCGUUCCUUUCGCGCACCCUCCUGGGCAGCCAUGGGCAGGAGCUGCUCGCCGAAGGCACCGGCUUGCUGUGUAUGAAGUCCAGCGGCUCAGUGGUAGAACUGGUCAUGCUGCUGUGCUCACAGGAAUGGCAGUGCUCCAUCCAGAAGAAUGCCGGUGUGGCCUUUAUUGACCUUGUCAACGAGGGGAGGCUACUGAGCCGCGCCAUGAAGGAACACCUGGUGCGCGUGGCCAACGAGGCCAAGUUCAUCCUCAGCCGACAACAUAAUGAUGAUGUCCACAAGCACGCUGAGUUCGAGUCGCAGUGUGCCCAAUACGCGGCAGAGAGGCGCGGCGAGGAGAAGCUCUGUGACAACCUGAUCCGAGCCGCCAGGUACAGGGACCACGUGAUGGCCACGCAGCUCAUCGGCAAGAUCCUCCACAUCCUGACAGACAAGCAUGGCGCCUGGGGCAGCUCGGCACUGAGCCGGCCCCGCCACUUCUGGCGCCUGGACAGCUGGGAGGAUGACCUGCGACGGCGGCGCCGCUUCGUACGCAAUCCCUUCGGAUCCUCCCACCCCGAGGCCACGCUGAAGGCGGCCAGGGAAAACGUGCUUGGAACUCUGGGCCCUGAGGAGGAUGUCCUCAGAGGACAGCGGUCCAUCAAGAAGCCAAGUGUGGGAAAUGCAACUUGGGAGAGUGAACUGUUGGUGGACGGCGAUGACGAGGCCCUGUCCUCCUUGGAGGACAAAGAUGUGGAGAGUCCAGCAGGUAAUAGGACAGGCGCUGUGAUCCUGAGCACGGACGCGCACUUGGUCGCCCCGGCAGCCACGCUUAGGGGAACGCUGUCCAUCAGCGCCUCGGAGCUCUACUUCGAGGUGGACGAGGAGGACCCGGCCUUCAGGAGGACCGACCCGCAGGUCCUGGCCUACACCGAGGGCCUGCAUGGGAAGUGGCUCUUCACCGAAAUUCGAGCCAUCUUCUCGAGACGGUACCUGCUGCAGAACACGGCCCUGGAGAUCUUCUUGGCCAACAGGACAGCGGUCAUGUUCAACUUCGCUGACCAGACCACGGUGAAGAAGGUGGUGCAGCGUCUGCCGUGUGUCGGUGUGGGCACCAGCUACGGGCUCCCACAGUCCAGGCGCGUCUCACUGGCCAGGCCCAAGCAGCUGUUCAAGGAGUCCAACAUGACUGAGAGAUGGCAGCGCCGGGACAUCUCCAACUUCGAGUACCUCAUGUUCCUUAACACCAUCUCAGGGCGAACAUACUGUGAUUUAAGUCAGUAUCCAGUUUUCCCCUGGGUCAUAAGCAAUUACGAAAGCGAAGAGCUGGACUUGACAUCACCCAGUAACUUCAGAGACCUGUCCAAGCCUGUAGGUGUUCUCAACCCCCGGCGGGCCGCCUACUUCUCCGAGCGCUACGACUCCUGGGAGGACAAGGAGGUGCCCAAGUUCCACUACGGCACCCACUACUCCACUUCUGGCUUCACCCAGAUGUGGCUGCUCCGUGUGGAGCCCUUUGCCACCUUCUUUCUGAACUUCCAGGGAGGGAAGUUUGACCAUGCCGACCGGACAUUCUCCUCCAUGUCCCGGGCCUGGAGAAACUGCCAGGAGGACACGUGCGACGUGAAGGAACUGAUUCCUGAGUUUUACUACCUCCCAGAGAUGUUUGUCAACUCCAACGACUUCAACUUGGGUGUGAUGGAUGACGGCACGGUGGUGUCCGACGUGGAACUGCCACCAUGGGCCAGCACCCCAGAAGAAUUUGUGCGCAUCAGCCGGAUGGCGCUGGAGAGCGAGAUAGUGUCCAGCCAGCUGCACCUCUGGAUCGACCUCAUCUUUGGCUAUAGGCAGCAGGGUCCUGAGGCCGUCAAGGCCCUCAAUGUCUUCUACUACCUGACGUAUGAGGGUGCAGUGGACCUCGGAUCCAUCGGUGACCCCAAGCUCAGAGAGGCGGUGGAGGCCCAGAUCCGGAGCUUUGGACAGACGCCCUGCCAGCUGCUGCAGGAUCCCCAUCCGGCAAGGAGCCCCGCCACUCAGAGGACGCCGUUGGAGUUCCUCGAGCACCCGCAGCAGGACGUCCUCAUGGUGCUCAAGUUCCCAUCCAACUCCCCGGUGGUGCACGUGGCGGCGAGCACGCAGCCGGGGCCGAGCGGGGCCGCCGUCAUCACCGUCACCGCCAGCCGACUCUUCGCUGUCAACAAGUGGCACGGCCUGGCGGUCCACCAGGGCUCAUCGGUCCCGGAGCAGCAGUACCAGCUGCCUGUAGAAAUGGACCCUCUGAUAGCCAGCCACACAGGGACCCCCCGCAGGCAGAUCACAGACCUGCUGGACCAGAGCGUCCAGAUGCACACCCAGUGCUUCGUCGUCACCGCCGACCACCGCUUCCUCCUGGCCUGCGGUUUCUGGGACGACAGUUUCCGCGUGUACGCCGUCGACUCAGGAAAGCUCACCCAGGUGGUUUUUGGCCAUCGGGACGUGGUGACCUGCCUGGCACGCUCCGAGUCCUACGCAGGGGGUCACUGCUACGUCCUGUCAGGCUCUCGGGACGCCACGCUGCUGCUCUGGUACUGGAACGGGCGCAACUGCAGCAUCGGCGAGGGCAACGCCCAGUUUGUGACACCCAGAGCUGUCAUGACGGGCCACGACCGCGAGGUGACCUGUGCCAGCGUGUGCGCGGAGCUGGGCCUGGUUGUCAGCGGGUGUGAGGAGGGACCCUUUCUGAUCCACUCCAUGACCGGGGAGCUGCUACGCGCCCUCGAGGGCCCAGCCGGCUGCCUGAGGCCCCGCUUAGUGCAGACCUCCAGCGAGGGCCACUGCGUGGUGCACUAUGAUGGGGGUCACUUCUGCACCUUCGACAUCAACGGCAAGCUGCUGGCACACGGCACCAUGGAGGAGAGUAUCAGGACAAUGCUGCUGAGUCGAGAUGGACAGCAUUUGGUGUCGGGAGGUGACAGAGGGGUGCUGACCGUGUGGCGGACCCACGACCUCAAGCAGCUCUUCGCCUACCCGGGCUGUGAUGCCGGCAUCCGCUCCAUGGCUCUUUCACACGACCAAAGGUGCGUCAUCGCUGGCAUGGCAUCAGGCAGCAUCGUGCUCUUCUACAAUGACUUCAGCAGGUGGCGCUACGACCACCAGUUCAAGUACUGCAGCUAAGACCGCGGGCGGAGGCGAGGAGGAUGCCCUUGUGCGCCCUGCCCAUCAUCAAGGCAACGCUGUAAUGCACACGUAAUGCUGUCACACAGAGGCAGCUAUUGUCGAUUGGUCAUUUUGUGGCUCUUACCGAUUUUCGUAUGGCCAUCAUGGUAUGACUGAAGGAGGGGAUCUAUUUUUAGCUUUAAAAAGUAUAUUUUCAUUUCUGCAGAAAGGUAAUGAGGUUUUAGUAAACUGUGUAUUUUGGGAAUGUGGUUUUAACAUCUGCAACAAGGGAAACUGCUCAAGGUCUCUCAUGAUUUCCUUGUGUCCUCUGCUCCUGUGAAUUACUACUGAAGCAGCUCUACUGUACUCUAAUUCUUUUAUCAUGUCCAUGAGUAGCACAGCAAGUGGCAAAUAAUCCAUUGUAAUCACACUGUAUGUGUCUCUUCAGAUCUAAUCUGUUUUUUUUUUUUUUUUUUUUAUUAAAUAAAAAUCUAUCCAUUUCUGAGUGUAAUCCAAACUCCGCAGGUCCAACAUGAGCUGUCACACGGCAGCAUGUUAAGAAAACCUGUUCUGGAGACAAAUCAAGGACUUCCUUGUGCACCCUUUCAGAUUCCAUUGACCGCAUGUGGUGUAACUCAUGUGGAAUAUACAUAUAUAUAUAUUAAAAAAAAAAACUACUAGAGGAAUUCUAUAAGCACAAGUAUGCAAGAGCUCACGCUCUAAAUGUUUGUCUGCGUUUUUAACACCAGUGUCGUAAGUGAGUGAGUGAGAGCAAUGCCUCGACUGCUGUGUCACUUGGACAUUUGAUGAGUGUCAUUCUGGAGUGUGAAGGAUGACAGCGUAAACUUCAGUGAUGUGGUGAGCGUCAACACGUGCGUGUAAGGAAAUCACACAGCCUCCACAGAUGGGCCCCGCAACACAGAGCAUUUUGAGGAAUGCAGCACCUCUUAGUGCCCUGAGGUGUACGUGUUCUGCACGGUUGGGUCAUUCGGAAGAGCUGAAGAAGUGAAAGAAAAGUGACGAAAGAGAGUGCAGCUGUAAAUGUGGAAUCGUUUGCACAUCGGUCACACAUUGACACUUUUCGUGAACAAGUUCUGUAUCUUCUGUCCUUAUUUUCGGCGUGAUGUCAGAACAAAUCUGCCUUUACGUUCUGUUUUUUUCAAAUAUCGGUAGAGUUGAUUGUGUCUUUCCGUGGGACGUGGUAUGAGUUGAGUUCCAUCGUCUUUUUCUGGCUCAUGAUGCACAUGCUCCUUUGUUGUCCUGUCAAUCAGAUGUAAACCAAAAGGUGCUUUUUUUAAUGGAUAAAGUAGAGGAUCCAAGAGGAGACGAAGAAAAAGCGAAGCUGGUGAACGGGUGACAUUAGAACACCGUUAUGUGCACUGCGUGACGCUUAUAAAUAUUCUUUACGCCUUUGUUUACUUCUGUUUUCUUUAUCACCCUUGCAUAUCACUGCUUGUCAUGGUCUUUGAGCACAACCAUCUAAAUGCAUCUUACCUCAGAUAUACCAUAGAGUUACUGUAUUUUUACUUGUCACUCAAUAUUUUACUGCUAAGUGAUGUACUGUUAGGUUUUAUAUUUGGAAACGUGACACAAUAAAGCUCUCUUUUUACCUUCAGAAACUGAUGUUUUUCCUG